GAUGCUAUGAAUGUGGUUGGUAUUUCAGAAAAUGAACAAAUUGAUCUAUUUCGUGUGGUUGCUGCGGUUUUGCAUCUUGGAAAUAUCGAAGUAUCUUCAAGUAGAAACGAUCAAGCUCAAGUUUAUGAAACUACUACUUCAGAAAAUGUUUGUAAUUUAUUGGGUAUACCUAUUACGGAAUUUACAAAAGGCCUUCUUAAUCCUCAAGUCAAAGCUGGUAGAGAAUGGGUUACUCAAGCAAGAACCAAGGAACAAGUUCUUUAUUCUAUUGAAGCUCUUGCAAAAUCAUUAUAUGAACGAAGUUUUUUUGCUUUAGUUGAUCGAAUAAAUAAAGCUAUAUACAGACCUAAUAAUAAAUCCUAUUUCAUUGGUGUUUUGGAUAUUGCCGGAUUUGAAAUUUUCAAAGUUAAUAGCUUUGAACAAUUAUGUAUAAAUUAUACAAAUGAAAAACUUCAACAAUUCUUUAAUCAUCAUAUGUUUGUUUUGGAGCAAGAAGAAUAUAAGCUCGAAGGUAUUGAAUGGAAAUUCAUCGACUUUGGCUUGGAUUUACAGCCAACAAUUGAUUUAAUAGAUAAAGCCAAUCCUGUCGGUAUUCUAUCUUGUCUUGAUGAAGAGUGUGUAAUGCCUAAAGCUACUGAUAAAACUUUCGUCGAGAAAUUACAUAGUUUUUGGAAAGAUAAAUCUCCAAAAUAUCAAGUUCCUCGUUUUCAACAAGGUUUCAUUCUACAACAUUAUGCCGCCAAAGUAGAAUACAGAACUUCUGGAUGGCUUGAUAAAAAUAAAGAUCCUCUUAAUGAAAAUAUUACAAAAUUAUUGGCUCGAUCUUCUAAUCAAUAUAUCGCUUCACUUUUUUCGGAUUAUCUUGGUGAUAUAACUGAUAAUGAUAAAAAGAAUAGAGUUAAACGUGGUGUUUUCAGAACUGUUGGUCGUCAUCAUAAAGAACAAUUACAUUCUUUAAUGAAACAACUUUAUUCAACUCAUCCUCAUUUUGUACGUUGUAUUGUUCCUAAUGAAGAAAAAUCUCCGGGAAAAAUUAAUGUUCCUUUAGUUCUUGAUCAAUUACGUUGUAAUGGUGUUUUAGAAGGAAUUCGUAUUUGUCGUGCUGGUUUCCCAAAUCGUUUAUCCUUUAAUGAAUUUCGUCGUAGAUAUGAAAUUUUAACUUUGGGUAUUAUUCCUAAAGGUUUUGUUGAUAGUAAAGUUGCCGCUGAAAAACUUUUGGAUGCUUUUAAAUUGGAUCCUUCUCAAUAUCGUAUUGGUUCAAGUAAAAUUUUCUUUCGUGCUGGUGUG
Racocetra persica is the source of this 1287-nucleotide messenger RNA. Lineage: Eukaryota; Fungi; Glomeromycota; Glomeromycetes; Diversisporales; Gigasporaceae. The record is from the annotation of a GenBank genome assembly.